This is a messenger RNA of Penicillium cinerascens, 1533 nucleotides long. Its product is annotated as folic acid synthesis protein. The record is from RefSeq and is a predicted model, not a curated record. The transcript has 3 exons. The annotation marks the transcript as partial. Gene Ontology annotation, cellular component: mitochondrial envelope. Gene Ontology annotation, molecular function: dihydropteroate synthase activity; 2-amino-4-hydroxy-6-hydroxymethyldihydropteridine diphosphokinase activity. Lineage: Eukaryota; Fungi; Ascomycota; Eurotiomycetes; Eurotiales; Aspergillaceae. Gene Ontology annotation, biological process: tetrahydrofolate biosynthetic process.
UACUAUUCCAUGGGGAAGCGCGAGAUCUCACCCUCACGCCCUGAAAAUGGCCGAAUUAGGCGUUCAACCCCGCUGUCAGACUCGAAUGCUCACGCGAGGAGAUUUUCUUGUGGGCAAGGGACGCGCUUGGACUCCACGAUGAAUCCAGUACAGAGCAGUUCAGUCCCACACCGGGUAUUUAUUGCGCUAGGUAGUAAUGUGGGAGAUCGCAUUGAAAUGAUCGAAAAGGCUUGUCUUGAGCUGGACCGAGCCAAUAUCAAGGUUAAAAGGACUAGCUCGCUCUUUGAGACAGAACCCAUGUAUGUGCUGGACCAAGCACCAUUCAUGAACGGGGUCUGUGAGGUGGAAACAACCCUUGGGCCAAUGCAGCUUUUGGAUGCCCUUCAAUCCAUUGAGAUUGAGUUGGGAAGAAAGAAGCUUAUCGACAAGGGCCCACGCUCAAUCGAUCUGGACAUUUUAUUGUAUGAUCAAGAGAUCUUCUCUCACGAGCGUCUAAGUCUUCCGCAUAACCUGAUGCUGGAACGAGACUUCGUUCUCCGGCCCCUCUGCCAAUUAAUCCCCCACGAACGACCACCUCAACCGGAAAAGAGCGCACAUACAUAUAGUGAAUACCUCCGGUCUCUCCCACCACCAUCGCCAACCCCGUUCUCAACAACCCCAAUCUCAUUAACCUUCCCAACGCUGCACGCAACAGACCCCAAGCGCCGCACUCAUGUCAUGGCCAUCCUCAAUCUAACCCCAGAUUCCUUCUCCGACGGAGGCAAACACUCCCCCCAUGACAUGACCUACAUCACCGAAACAGUUCGCGCAUUCAUCACCCAAGGCGCAACGAUCAUUGACGUCGGCGGCGAGAGCACACGCCCCGGCUCAACUCCGGUCGGCGCAGAUGAAGAAAUCGCCCGCGUAGUCCCAGCAAUCCAACACAUCCGCACCAACAUCCCCGAAGCCGCACACAUCGCCAUCAGCAUCGACACGUACCGCGCGCGUGUCGCCGAAGCAGCCUGUGCCGCUGGUGCAGACAUCAUCAACGAUGUCUCGGCCGGAACCCUCGAUCCCGAUAUGCUGAGCACAGCUGCACGGAUUAACAAAUCCAUCAUCCUCAUGCACAUGCGCGGAACCCCGCAAACAAUGACCCAGCUAGCGGCUUACCCGGACGGCGUCAUUCCCGAGGUAGCCUCCGAGCUACGCGAACGCAUCGCCGCAGCCGAAGAAGCGGGUAUCCGACGCUGGCGCAUCAUCCUCGACCCCGGACUAGGCUUUGCGAAGAACCAGCCUGAAGAUCUAGAGAUCCUGCGUGAUCUGCCGCGACUACGUGCAGCUGAAGGGCUGGAAUAUCUUCCUUGGUUGAUGGGACCGAGUCGGAAGAGAUUUAUUGGACAUAUCACGGGGGUGAAGACUGCUCGGGAGCGUGUUUGGGGGACUGCUGCUACUGUGACUGCUAGUGUUGCUGGGGGUGCAGAUAUUGUAAGGGUCCAUGAUGUGCAUGAGAUGUGGCAGGCUGCCAAGGUGGCGGAUGCUAUUUAUCGUGUUUGA